Hyaloscypha bicolor E is the source of this 1076-nucleotide messenger RNA. RefSeq lists its product as uncharacterized. Lineage: Eukaryota; Fungi; Ascomycota; Leotiomycetes; Helotiales; Hyaloscyphaceae. The transcript has 3 exons. The coding region runs from base 209 to 1036 and encodes 275 amino acids. The record is from RefSeq and is a predicted model, not a curated record.
CGAUCCUUUAAUAUAAGAGACAUGUCAGUCAUGCGUCCUUACAUGUUCCUGCUUGAUCUCCAGCUGCGCUCAAAUUUUUCACUUCAUUCCAUUCCGAUUUGCAUGCGAAGCUUGACGCCUCGAUCUGGUUCUCUUCUCAUAAUAUUUUAAUUCCAUCUUGUCUUUCCUUCCAAGCAUAUCACUCAGAAGCCACUCAACAACAACAGCCAUGCAUUCCCAGUUCCUCGUCGCUUUUGCUUUGUUCGGCGGUUUCAAUGCCCUUCCGCUUAACAUCAACCUCGGAGCAUACUCGCCAGCCCUGGUAGUCGGUGAUGGCGAAAUUUCAUUUGGAGGUAAACAAGAUGUCUCAAACCUGAUGAACGCCCUGGAAGGAGCAGCGGUAUCAGGAGCGGCAGCAGCAGCCGCACCAGCAGCCGCCGCUCAACCCGCUGCUGCUGUCGUUCCAGCUCAAGGUCAGGAUGCAACCCAGAUCACCUCCCUCCAAGGCAUGGGCAAAGAAAUUGCUCCCCGUGUCGUCAAGCUGGUCCCUAACCCAGCAUCAGUGAAGAGGGAUAUCGCUGGUUUCAACGCAGCACUGAACUACGCCACUGGUGCCUUGAAGACGAGCCCUGAGGUCCAACUCGGUACUGGCGAAGGUGGAUCUGGAGUUGGUAUCACGCAAAAGCCUGGUACCGCAGCCGCCCCCCUUACAUCCGCCAGACCAGCUGCCAAGGCGCGGGAGGUUCUCGAGCGGGACGCCGACAAGUUGAUCACCAGCAACCUUGUAGCAAGAGACCAAGCCAUGGCUAAAGAGGCUAUUGCUCGGGAUGAGCUUUCCCCAAAGAUGAAGACCACGGUUACGACGAUGUUUGUGCGAGGUGGGCCGGCUCCCGUUGCACGAAGUGAAGACGGCACUCCCCUCGAGAAGCGUGAGACGACUAGCACUGAGAAGCGCGCACCAAGCCCGGGCAUCGAUGGUGUUAACCUGAACAUGGCAGAAGGACAGGUGGCUGAGCUCACGUUCGUCGAGACGAGAGCAAUUAACGAUGAUGAAUGAGUGGUUGGAUGAAAUGAAAUUGUUGGUGGCUUGUAAGUUA